CCACUAAUGAAAUGAAAUAUGCCUUCCUUCUAAGGUAUGCCAAAAUCAUUUGGCCACCUUUCAAAAAAAAUAUGUUCUAACUACUUCAGCGCUAAGCUCUCAUCCCAAUCCAUCAUCAUAAAAUCUGCUCUGACUUUUUGCGCAACGCCAUUGUUCUUCAUCUUGUGAUCAACUUCUAGAAGAAUCAAUCAAUCAACCAAUCAUGUCUCAGACCGUUGAGCUGAAGGUUGGCAUGUCAUGCCAAGGCUGUGUGGGAGCCGUGAAGAGGGUUCUUGGAAAGAUGGAAGGUGUGGAAUCGUUUGAUAUUGAUAUCGAGAAGCAAAAAGUGACUGUGGUAGGUAAGGUCCAGCCAGAAGCAGUUCUGCAGACUGUUUCGAAGACUGGGAAAGCAACUUCCUACUGGGCCCCACCAGCUGAGGCACCAGCUGCCGCCGCACCACCACCAGCGGCCGAAGCAGAAUCGAAACCUACCGAGACUGUUGCUGUUGCAUGAUAGACUUGUUUAGUCUCUGCAUGCAACUCUAAUCAAAUAGAUUUAAAUACAAUAUUGGAGCAAUUUGGUGUGUAGUAUUUGGGAAACUUGUCUUCGAAUGUAAUUCAUAAUAACUCGUUGCACCUGGUUCUGUUGUACCUUGUUACGAUCUUAUGUACUUUUUUUUCAUGUCUGCAAUGACAAAUGUAUGUCUUCUUGUUCAAGAAUUUCUAUAAUAGUAAUAUUAAUAUUCUGCCGUU
This is a messenger RNA of Erythranthe guttata (spotted monkey flower), 732 nucleotides long. Lineage: Eukaryota; Viridiplantae; Streptophyta; Magnoliopsida; Lamiales; Phrymaceae. The record is from RefSeq and is a predicted model, not a curated record.